AUGGAUGACAUCAUCAUUUAUGGAUCAACCCCACAAGAACAUGAUCAAAGGUUGGAAGCAACAAUGAAAGUUGUGAAUAAAGUUGGACUGAAACUUCAAAAAUCAAAAUGCGAAGUGGGUGUACAACAGUUGACUUACCUGGGGGACAAAAUUUCGGCUGAGGGAUUGAAACCCGAUCAGAGAAAAGUUGAGGCAAUCCAGAACAUGGAAAGACCUGGAAACAAAACAGACCUCCAGAGAUUCCUAGGUAUGAUUAAUUAUCUUGCUAGUUACAUACCAGAUUUAUCCACUAGAACAAUGCCAUUAAGAAAGUUGUUAGACCAGAAGGUGUUGUGGAUGUGGAACAAUGAGCAAGAGAAACCAUGGAAAGAAUUGAAGGAACUUGUUUCAAGCGAACCUGUGUUAAAGUUCUACGAUCCAAACAAGCCCAUAAAGAUUUCAACCGAUGCAAGUAGGAGUGGCUUAGGCGCAGUACUGCAGCAGCUACAUGGUGAAAAUUGGCUUCCAGUAGCAUAUGCAUCGAGGUCAGUUACAGAUUGUGAGAGCAGAUAUGCAACAAUUGAACUUGAGACACUAGGCAUGACAUUUUCUUGUGAAAGAUUCCACCACUACAUAUACGGUCAAGAAUUCGAAAUAGAGACAGACCACAAACCAUUAGUGUCAAUUUUCAAAAAAUCACUAAUUGAUAGCCCGCCACGAAUACAGCGGUUGAGAUUACGAUUACAGAAAUAUGAUUUCAAACUUUCGUACGUUCCUGGUAAGUGGAUGCAUACACCAGAUGCAUUAUCCAGAGCACCCCUGAAGCUGGCAAGUAAGUCAGACCACCAUAUUGAAGCUCAUGUUGAUGGAAUCAUAGCAGUGCUACAAGUCACAGAUGAGAAACUAAAAGAGAUUAAAGAGGAAACCCAAAAGGACAAAACAAUGAUAUCACUUCAAAAUACUAUCAUGCAAGGUUGGCCCAAUGAAAGAUCCAAUACUUCUAACGAACUUCAUGCUUAUUGGAACAUUAGAGAUGAAUUAUCGGUACACCAAGGGCUGAUACUAAAAGGUUCAAAGAUUGUAAUUCCAACAAAGAUGAGAAAAGAAAUCCUAAUAAAAAUUCAUGCUGGUCAUCAGGGCAGAGAGAAAUGCAAGCAACGUGCCAGACAAGUAGUAUUCUGGCCUGGAAUCAACAGUGACAUUGAUAACAUAGUUGAGAGUUGCGAGACAUGCCAACAUCAUCAGCAUAACCACCAGAAAGAACCAUUAAAGCCAUAUCCAGUUCCAACCCGUCCCUGGCAAGUGGUCGGCACAGAUCUCUGUGAAAUCAACAAUAAAGAAUAUCUUGUCAUUGUGGAUGCAUAUUCCAGCUAUCCGGAAGUGAUACCUCUAUCAAGCCAAAGCAGUAAAGCUGUGAUUAAAGGUAUGAAAGUAACUUUCGCCAGACAUGGCAUUCCUGAUAUUGUUCACAGUGACAAUGGACCAUGUUACAGUAGUCAAGAGUUUGCUGAUUUCAAGACCAAAUGGGGAUUUAAACAUGUUACCAGUAGUCAUCAUUUCCCGUCCUCUAAUGGGUUAGUCGAGAAGGCUGUCCAGACAGUAAAGAAUAUUAUAAGCAAAUCAAUUGAAAGCGGAACAGACCCGUAUCUCGGACUGUUAGCAUAUAGAUCAACACCACUUGACAACCAUAAGUCACCAGCUGAGUUACUGAUGGGAAGAACACUUUAA
Messenger RNA from Paramuricea clavata, 1707 nucleotides. The record is from the annotation of a GenBank genome assembly. NCBI's taxonomy places the organism in Eukaryota, Metazoa, Cnidaria, Anthozoa, Malacalcyonacea, Plexauridae.